Messenger RNA from Phytophthora sojae, 309 nucleotides. RefSeq lists its product as hypothetical. The annotation marks the transcript as partial. NCBI's taxonomy places the organism in Eukaryota, Oomycota, Peronosporomycetes, Peronosporales, Peronosporaceae. The transcript is spliced from 2 exons. The record is from RefSeq and is a predicted model, not a curated record.
CCACUGGAGGAGACCCAGUUCAGUUCCUGGAAAGCGUUCGAGUUGUACAUCAAUGAGUAUCAGUCUCGGUCCUAUCAAGCAAGUUCUUGCAUUAUUUUCCGCAUCAGAACCAACACAUCGGCCGCCGAGCGCAACGCAAAGAUAAAAAAGUUCAAAACCGGGUCUGGUACACCCAUACCUGACAGUUUUGGCUUCUACGCGAAGACUCUUGUCUGUACACACAGUGGUGAGUUCAAGUCUCGCGGACAAGGAAAGCGACUACGGCAGGAAUCAAGGCAGACGGGAUGCACAGCACAGGUAAUGGUUGUA